GCAUCGUUUGCUCACUGCAACUCAUUUGUCCCGAGUAUCUAACAUGAUCAACAGCGUUUGUGUUGUCUUCCUUAGUCUAUAUGCAGUGCAGUUGGUUCCAGUACUGGGGACUAAUAUUCUUUGCUUAACUCCAAUUCCCAGUCCUAGUCAUCAUAUUUGGAACCGAGCAUGGAUGGAAGCUCUAGCAGCGAGAGGACACAAUCUGACGAUCGUGUCAGCCGACGUCGAAAAGGUCGCGAAACCAAAUAUGACCUACAUUCAUCUUGAGCGCGCAUACUCCUUCCUGCAUGAGGUUGUAGACCUCGGCGAAAUGUCGAAUGCGAAUGCUUUCGGGGGGGUGCGGAGUCUGUACGCCUGGGGAACGGGAAUGUGUAAAGGAGUACUUAACUCGACCGGAAUGGAUCGCAUAAUGGAUUAUCCUGCCGAUUUUAGAAUCGACCUUGUCGUAGCUGACAUCACAUUGGGCCCCUGCAUGCUGGGGCUGCUGCAGAAGUUCGGAUUUCCUCCAGUUAUCGGAGUUACAGCUUAUAAUAAUCCGUCCUAUACACCGGACUUUAUUGGAGGAUACAAAGAAUACGCGUACGUUCCGUACGUGAUGCUGAACUAUGAUUACGACAUGAACUUUUUUCAGCGAUUGUACAAUUACGUCGUUUACAGCUAUGAUCAUUAUUAUCGCCAUCACGUGUUUCUUCCGAAGAUCGAAGAAUACAUGAAAGAAUACCACCAGGACUCACGUCUCGAGAGCGCAUCGGACUUGGAAAGGCGAGUCUUCCUGUUGCUUGUGAACUAUCACUACUCAGUAGAUUUUCCUGAAUCCGUCCCACCUAACCACAUUCCAGUGGGAGGUCUACAGGUUAUUCAACCUAAGGAAUUGCCUUCCGAUCUCAAAUUAUUCAUCGACGCAGCCCCGAAGGGAGCAGUUCUUUUCUCACUGGGUACCAAUGUUAUGAGCAGUGGUCUUGGAACCGAUACCAUUCGGAUGUUGCUGGAAGUAUUUCUUCAACUUCCUGAGUAUCAUUUUCUGUGGAAAUUUGAAACCAAUAUGCAGCAUGAUCUACCGCGAAAUGUUAUGAUCAAACAAUUCCUGCCUCAGAAUGAUAUCCUGGCGCAUCCAAACAUCAAGGCCUUCAUCACCCACGGUGGAAUGCUUAGCACACACGAAGCCACCUGGCAUGGGGUUCCUAUGGUUGGAAUUCCUUUCAUUUGCGAUCAAUAUAGAAAUCUGUACAAAUCUGUCCGUGCCGGAGUCGCCCUCGGGCUAGAUCAUAAGUCGUUAACGGCAGGAAAAGUUCGAACAACUCUGAAGGAAAUUUUGGAAAAUCCAUUCUACAAAGAAAACAUGCAGAUUCGCUCGUCACUCUUUCGUGAUCAAUCAGAACAUCCCCUAGAUCGCGCCAUCUGGUGGAUGGAAUGGGCCAUUCGUCACCCGAAUUCCAAGCACAUUCAGUCGCCCUCCAAAUGGAUGGGCACGUGGCAAAGUAAUCUAUACGAUGUGAAACUGUUUCUGAUCGUUGGAUUUGUACUGCUUGGCAUAUGCGCCAAAAAUUGGCUGGAGAAGAUAAUAUCUAUGUUUACCGGACAAAACGAACUAAGUGAAGACAAAAAACAAAAUUGAUAAUAAAACGAGUCCAGUAACCUGCAGUUGUUAUCUCUUCCACCAAUAAUUCUACGCUCGUGCCCACAAUCUUCACAGUGUUUGAGCGAAGCGGUAGGUAAACUUAUUAUGUGACGAAAAGUAUCUCAUUAUAAAAAUUUUCCAAAGUUGACACGCGUGUGCCCAAAAACGGGUGAAUGGGAGAGAAUAUACAUGAUAAGAUAGCAGGAACUUAACUAGCAACAGCUGAUCUUGUUAGACUUUCUCAAACAGUGUCUCAUGAAAAUUCGUGACAAGCCACGGUUGUUUUGAUUCUCUCAUACUUCUGCUGUGAAUUUGUCAUUAAUUAAUGUGGUGGUGCUAUGAAGAAGUGUUUUGAAUUUCGCAAAAAUUAAACACGGCUGAAUAUCAGUUCUCGGCUCGAACAUUUCAUAUAUUUUCUUUUAAAUUGUUUACUGACAUUAUAAAUUAAAGAUUCUAAGCAUAAUUG
This is a messenger RNA of Wyeomyia smithii (pitcher-plant mosquito), 2084 nucleotides long. RefSeq names its product UDP-glucosyltransferase 2-like. The record is from RefSeq and is a predicted model, not a curated record. Lineage: Eukaryota; Metazoa; Arthropoda; Insecta; Diptera; Culicidae. The transcript is spliced from 4 exons. Bases 44 to 1615 code for a protein of 523 amino acids. Gene Ontology annotation, molecular function: UDP-glycosyltransferase activity.